UCAGGAGGCGGAAGUGUGGCGGGGGCGGGAAGGUUGUAGAGCUGCACGUUGUGCUAGGUUUGCCGGUCUGGAAGUGGUCGCGCCCCCUUGGAGAGCGCGAUCCCACGGUGAGGCCGUCCCUGACGCACUCGCGUCCCCGGUGAUUGUAAAGUGCUGACCACUUGCCACUGAACAUAGUUGAAACAGAAAAUAGGAAGAUGGCAGCAAACCCUUCAGGACAAGAGACUUUCAUAAAGAGGCCUAAAAGUGAGAACUAAGAAAAUCUCCACUCCCAGAGAUUGACUGCGCAGGAUAGAGGUUUUCAAAACAAAAAUAGAGUUGCAAUCUUGGCAGAAUUGGACAAAGAGAAAAGAAAAUUACUAAUGCAGAACCAAUCUUCAACAAAUCAUCCUGGAGCUAGCAUCGCACUUUCGAGACCCUCUCUUAAUAAGGACUUCCGGGAUCACGCUGAGCAGCAGCAUAUUGCUGCCCAGCAGAAGGCAGCGUUGCAGCAUGCACAUGCCCAUUCAUCUGGAUACUUCAUAACUCAAGACUCCGCAUUUGGGAAUCUUAUUCUUCCUGUUUUACCUCGCCUGGACCCAGAAUGAAGAAAUUAUUUGUAAUGACAUUGACUUUGUAAUAUCAAACGCCAAAGCUACUAUCGUUCAGUGCUAUACAAGCUGUGACUUUCAGAAUCGGUGAACUUAAUACUUUUUACUUCCUUAAAAGAAAGGUAUGUGUAAGUGAAAGCAAAAAAGAAAAGGUAACCCGGAUGAUGAGAGCUUUGGAAGCUGUAUUAUCUAAGGACUGAUUAUGCUACUGUGACUGUAACUUACUUGUAAUGCAGUUUGAUUUUAAGGCUAAAUCAGACUCUGAAUUAGAUGGUCACAUAAACUCACUCCCCAGCCCUAAGCCCCCAAAUAGUUGGACUGAGUACAUCAUGUCCACAAGAGACUUAUAAAAGCCAUUUAUAGUACUUUAAAGAAAUGAGGGUGCUUUUUAAAAUGUGAACCAAAAGGUUUAAAUAAGUUACAUUCAUAUUUGCUGUGCAUAGAAUUGGUAUCAGUGUACCUUUUGAGUUUAUGGUCAGCAUGUCAUCCUGAAAUAUUCUUUAACUCAUAACUGUUCCUUAUUUUCAGUUUUAAAAGAAAACCCAAGACUAAGUUUCUAAAUGAAACAUUUAUAAACCUAUGCCACUAUAAAUUAGGUGACAAAAUACUAUUAAAAAUAAAUAUAUGAAAUGUGGUGGUUUUAAAUUUUAUACAUGCUCUUAGUGUUACUACAAUGGUGUACCUGCAUGGUUUUAUUGUCCGUUUUUGUUCUAAUUAGAAACGUGUGCAAGCUGGGCCCCUUUUUAAUUCCUUUAAGAAGUUGGGUUAAGCAGUUUGUCAAUAUGACACAUCCUUAACAGAAUCUGGAGUGCUUGUUUAAAUAUGCAGUCCCUACAGCCUUACCCUAGUCCUAUAGAAUCAGAAAUCUCUUCAUUCAAAAUAAAGUCUGAAAACCAUGGGUUGGAGAAUUCAGUUUUCAUGAUAUAUGUUUACAAAUUCAUAGAUCUGUAGGUCUCUGAAACUUAGAGAUCAUUUAGCUAAAAUCUACAUUUUUUUUACUUCUAAUACUAUUCAAUUUAUUUUAUACUAUAUCACAGGUACAGUAUUUUAUAUACUGCUUAUAACUGACCUCAUCUUGGCCUUGAGUCCCCAUCCUCUCUAGUGGUAGGAUAAAAUUUAAACUUAAAUUUCCAGUUUGGGUCAGUAUUUAAUCAGAGUUCACCUCCCUUUUCAAAAAGUUUCUUCUCCUUCCCUAGACAUUUGCACCAACCACAUAGCCCCAUCUUGCCCAAACUAAUUAAAGCAGAAGUGGACAAAAGAAUUGGCUGUGCCAUUUAGAUGCUUUCUCUUGAAAAUUUGAAUUGAUUUUCUUCAUUUGGGUGAGUUGGCAGCUGUCCCCCUUGUAAUGGUCACCAUUGCGGCAAAGGUGCCCUGACUCCUGCUGCUGAGCUCCCUGGGGGCUCGGGCUCCAGUCCUGCCUCAGGUCUCACCAGCUUCCUUUAAUGGUCCUCACUUUUUUGAAUGUGACUAAGUUUCUGUUCUUUGUGAUACACGACCUACAUCCAUGGUUCUAAAUCUAUCUACUUGAUACUAGGGAGAUAGAAAAUUUGGAUUGUAGUUUUUAUACUAUCAAAGCCUCUACCUAAGGUGUGACUUUUAUAACUUAGGUCAAAGCGAUCUUUUUUCCAGUGAUAUCUUUUCUAGUGUCCUACCCUUUUAAAUAGGUGUUGCCUAAAUCAUGCACUCCUGGCUAGUAAACCCUUUCUCCCCUGCUCCUUUAAAUCAUUUUCAAAUUCAACUCAAUUCCAUAGGUAUUGAUUAAAAUCUACUCUGUAAAACCCUGUGUUUCGUGGAGGGGGGUGGGUAUGAUGAGUGAUACCUGCUCUUAAAGAGUUCCCAGUGGCAGAGCCUACUCUGGGGCAGCAGUAAUGCUACCGGAAGUCGGGAUGCAGUGAGUCGCGGGAGAGCAUCCUGGAGCCUGCAGCAGUCUAGAUAGGCCGGGAAGUACUGGCGUGAUUUUACCCGGCACGGAAGGGAAGAGCUGCUCCAGGUCAAGAUUUCAUAAUCAGAGAAGCAGGAACUAAGGCACCUGUGAGGACGACAGGACAUGGGAAAGGGCAGCAGUGGACUCCGUCAGAAGCCCUGAGAUAGUUUCAUUAUUGCUUCCCUUGGAUUAUGGGUGAAUUGGUCUAACUCGCUUUAUCUCUCUUUACAUGUCACUCCAUCUGCAAUAUAGGAAGAGAACACACUUUGUCUACUUCAUUAGAGUGACAGAAUGUAGUAAUAGGAGGUUUUGUUCCUUGAAUCUUGUUUCUCUGUGUUUGUGUAUGUGUCUUACUUAUGGUGUUUAUUGUAUGUUCCAUCAGUAGGUAAGAUCUCUGAAGGCAAGAAUUUUUGUUUCCCUCCCUCUUUGUUUACUACUGUAUUCUGCUUAGAAUAGCAUUUGGUAUACAGUAGAUGGUCAGUACCUGAUUGUUGAAGGAAGGGAGAAAGGAAGGAAGGACUAUAUAUGACCUGGGUGGUGAUGUAAAGGGUAUUUUUUUUUUUUUACUGUGUGUCAAGGUAAUAAAGUUUUGAAAGCCACUGCUACAUAAUACAGAUGAUAGUGCUUUGUAUGAUUCUGGAAUAAAAACUGAAAUGAUACAGUU
Myotis myotis is the source of this 3178-nucleotide messenger RNA. RefSeq names its product INTS3 and NABP interacting protein (gene INIP). The record is from RefSeq and is a predicted model, not a curated record. Gene Ontology annotation, cellular component: nucleoplasm; SOSS complex; nucleus. Gene Ontology annotation, biological process: DNA repair. Bases 363 to 587 code for a protein of 74 amino acids. The transcript is spliced from 6 exons. Lineage: Eukaryota; Metazoa; Chordata; Mammalia; Chiroptera; Vespertilionidae.